GUGGCAAUACCAGAAAGAGAAACCGCUAUCUUUUCUCCUUCAUUUUUUCCCUUUAGAAUUCGGGAGCCUUGCCUCUCUCUCUCCUCCUACAUACAUCACAUCCGGGUCAGUUGUCUGUAACUGUUGAGAAGAUGGUACAGUAACGCAGGCUGAGCCAGCUGCUAUAUAUUCUGUAUCGACAUGGAUAUUACCACUGGCGUUUGUUGAAACUGUCCACCGUCGAUCUGUGAAGCGGACAAGACCGAUAACUUCUUACAUGGGUGCCCUUAAGGGAUAGCUACUACUCAGCCAUGUCCAAAAGCCUGAAGAAGAAAAACCACUGGACCAACAAAGUCCAUGAGAGUAUAAUUUGCAGGAAUAGGGAAGGGGAGCUCGGGUUUGACUUGAAGGGAGGCGCAGAGAAUGGACAGUUCCCUUAUCUCGGGGAGGUUAGGCAAGGCAAGGUGGCCUGCCAGAGCGGCAAACUUUCCCAAGACGAACUACUUCUUGAGGUCAAUGACACGCCAGUGGCCGGACUAACCAUCAGGGACGUCCAUGCAGUAGUUAGGCACAGUAAAGACCCGGUUCGCCUAAAGUGUGUCAGACAAGGAGGCGUCAUAGACAAGGACCUGCGCCAUUACCUUAACCUGCGCUUCCAGAAGGGCUCAGUGGACCACGAGCUCCAGCAGAUCAUCCGAGACAACCUCUACCUUCGCACCGUCCCCUGCACUACCAGGCAACCCAAGGAAGGGGAGGUCCCAGGGGUUGACUACAACUUUGUGUCUGUUGACCGGUUUAUGGAAUUGGAAAAAAGUGGAGCCUUACUAGAGAGUGGAACUUAUGAAGAGAACUACUACGGCACACCGAAGCCCCUGUGUGAUCCCAGUCCUCUGCUGCUAAAUGUAACAGACGAGCUCCUGCCGGGUGCCCGACCCAGCUCCGAGGGGAAGAGAAAACGGAAUAAGUCGGUCAGCAACAUGGAGAAGGCCGGCAUUGAGCCCCCAGAGGACGAGGAGGAGGAAAGGCCCGUCGUCAACGGCAACGGUAUUGCCAUUACCCCAGAGUCCAGUGAACAUGAGGACAAGAGCACAGACGUCUCCUCGGGGGAGGUGCCCCCCCAGACAUGUCCCCCAACAGAGACCCUUGCCUUCUCUACCACCCCCAACAACGAGGUUCCCAAGGAGGAGGGGGGUGAGAUGGCCAAGCCCGAUGAGAAUGAGAGCGAGCUGGGCCCACUGCCAGACAACUGGGAGAUGGCCUACACAGAGAAGGGAGAGGUGUACUUUAUUGACCACAACACCAAAACGACUUCUUGGCUGGAUCCACGGCUUGCGAAAAAGGCAAAGCCACCAGAAGAAUGCAAAGAGGACGAGCUUCCGUACGGUUGGGAGAAGAUCGAUGACCCGGUCUAUGGCAGCUACUAUGUGGACCACAUAAACAGAAGGACCCAGUUUGAGAACCCGGUUCUGGAAGCCAAAAGGAGAGUCCACCAGCAGCAAAUGCAAGCGCAGGGCCUGUCUUCACUGCCUCUACCUGCUAUCUACAGAGUGGUGGAGGAGAUCCCGACCUCCUCCCCGUUACCCAGAGCCACCCUGGCCCACAUCGGCCCCGCCCCGGAGCGCUGCCAGAGCCUCAGUGACCUGUCCCAGUCCCUCCCCCCAGGCCACCGGGUGGGACUGUUGGGCUUGCACACCCACACACCCCCGGCCUCCGCCACCAACUCCCCACUGCGGCGCCAGCAAAGGCCGCGGAAGGAUCCGUCGUGCUGCUCGCACCGGCACCUCCUCCACCAGUCGCUUCACGCCUUCGUGGUGGAGCCGGCUGCCGUGUGUUCUGGCGCUUUUCCCCUGUGGCUCUCCCUCAAGAAGCCCCUGUUCACGCGGGACCCAACCCAACUGAAGGGCAGCUUCCUGUCCACGGCCCUACAGAAGAGCAACAUGGGGUUCGGCUUCACCAUCAUCGGAGGGGACGAGCCAGACGAGUUCCUACAGGUGAAGAGUGUCAUUCCAGAUGGCCCGGCUGCGCAGGAUGGAAAGAUGGACACAGGGGAUGUAAUCGUGUACAUCAACGACGUGUGUGUCCUGGGCACCACCCACGCCGACGUGGUCAAGCUUUUCCAGUCGGUGCCCAUCGGCCAGAGUGUCACCCUGGUGCUGUGCCGUGGCUACCCGCUGCCCUACGACCCCGAGGAUCCGGGCGCCGGCGCCACCACACUCCUCUCCCCCCUGGGCCUGAUGGAGCAGCGACCCCUCCUGGUCAACGGGCGCUCCAACUACGACAGCUACAUGGACUACAUCUCACGCACGGCCCGCUUCGUCCAGGAGCACGGCGACCAGCAUCUCAACGCCCACCAGCCGCCGCACCCCGGCGACACCCACCUGGACGGCUCCUCCCUGACGCCCGGUGGCCCGCACGGCGAGGACUCUCUGUCCAUGGCGUCGUCGGGGGCAACGCAGGCGGAGCUGCUGACCCUGACCAUGGUGAAGGGGGCGGAGGGCUUCGGGUUCACCAUCGCCGACAGCCCGGGGGGACAGAGGGUGAAGCAGGUGCUGGAAGCACAGGGAUGCCCUGGUCUGUGCGAGGGGGACCUCAUCGUGGAGAUCAACCAGCAGGGCGUGCACGGCCUCACCCACACCCAGGUGGUGGAGCUGCUGAAGGAGUGUGCCGUCGGGGCUGAGACCAGCCUGGUCAUCCAGAGGGGUGGAGGAGGUCACUAUUCACCCUGGAAGACCCCUAAACAGGUGUUGGAGCAGUGGGACGCAGCCCAGGGUCAGGGAGGGGACCAGGGCAGCCCCCAGACCAGCCUGUCUGCCCCUGUUGUCCCCUACAACGCCCCUUUUCCGACCCUCCAUCUCCACAGGGCCUCAGCCCUAGACUCUGCCCUCCCAGAGGGCUUUGAUCUGAGCAGGCCUGAUCCCUAUGACCUCUAUGAGAAGUCCAGGGCUAUCUAUGAGAGUAGUAGGCAGCCAGGCCUGCCAAGGACCACCUUCUCUGUGGACUCUUCAGAGGGAGAGUACCAGGAGGUGGAGGUCCACCUGAGAAGGCAGAAGUCUGGGUUCGGUUUCCGUAUACUAGGGGGUGACGACGCAGGACAACCAGUGAGUCCGGAUGCUCGUGAAAAGAUCCUGAUUGGGGCUAUCAUAGAGAAGAGCCCCGCGGACAGAGACGGGCGCUUGCGGCCGGGUGAUGAGCUCAUCCUUGUGGACGGCAUCCCGGUGGCGGGGAAGCCCCACCGCUACGUCAUCGACCUGAUGCACGGCGCCGCCCGUAACGGACAGGUCAACCUCACCGUCAGGAGGAGACUGCAGGGCCCAGGAGAGGCCUGUCCAGAGAACGGCCGAAGCCCCUGCUCAGCAUCCACCCAGCACAGCUCCCCACGCAGCGACUUCACCAACACUGCAUAUCCGGGCGACAACGCUGCCCCGCCCACCGCCGCCACGGGUACAGGUAGCACUACGGAUGGGACGCCAGCUUCCGGUUUGCACCAGUCGCCCAGUGAUGUCGUUAUCCACCGCAAGGAGAGCGAAGGAUUUGGAUUCGUCAUCAUCAGCUCGCUCAACCGGCCCGAGACCGCAGCCGCCAUCAGCGUUCCCCAUAAGAUAGGGCGCAUCAUCGACGGAAGCCCGGCGGACCGUUGUGGCAAGCUGAAGGUGGGCGACCGCAUCCUAGCCGUGAACGGCCAGUCCAUCAUCAACAUGCCCCACGCGGACAUCGUCAAGCUCAUCAAGGACGCCGGUCUGAGCGUCACCCUGCGGAUCAUACCACAGGAAGAACUGAGCCCGUCAGCCCCUUGCUCAGAGAAGCAGAGCCCAGCAGUGACCCAACAGCACAGUCCCCAGACCCAGGCGAGCCCGACUGUGAGCCAACCUAGCCCAGCAGUCACCCAACCCAGCAGCUCUGCGGUCACCCAGCCCAGCCCCCUGACCAACCAGAGCCCCAUCACACAGAACCAGACCCCACCAACCCAGAUCUACACCCAUGACAACAGUUACAGGUCGGAGGUGAAAGCAAGGCAGGACGUGAAACCAGAUAUCCGACAGCCUCCAUUCACAGACUACAGACAGCCCCCGUUGGACUACAGACACCCUCCAGUGGCUGACUACCGCCAGCCUCCCACACUGGACUACCGGCAUCCUCCUCUGAUGGACUACAGACAGCUGUCCACUGACCCCAGGCAUUUUCCCAUGCCCGUUCCCCACGACUACAGGCCGAUCCAACCGCAGAUUCCACAGAUCUACCAGGACUUUGACUUCUUUACGGUUGAGCUGGAGAAGAGUAUGAAGGGCUUUGGUUUCAGUAUCCGUGGAGGGAGGGAGUACAAGAUGGACCUGUUUGUGCUGCGCUUGGCAGAGGACGGGCCUGCCAUCCGCAAUGGGAGAAUGAGGGUGGGGGAUCAGAUCAUUGAGAUCAACGGGGAGACCACCAGGGACAUGACCCACGCCCGGGCCAUUGAGCUCAUCAAGUCUGGAGGCCGGCGGGUUCGUCUGCUCCUGAAGAGAGGCACAGGGCAGGUCCCGGAGUACGACAGCCCCUCCACCUGGGAUGCUCGCCCUUCAGCCUCCCCAAGUCUGUCGGAAGUAGCCCUGCUGCCGGACCCUGUGACCACGCCAUCGCCCUCAUCUCAUCUGACCCCGCCCCAGCAGCCCCCUGGCCCCAAUUCGGCUCACCUGCCACCACCGGAGGUCCCGCGAGAGGUGGCGGCGCGCGAGAGCAGAAGGGCGGAGCGCUCAAACAGUCCCCGGAAGGCCCCGGCCGAGCCCCGUCAUACGGACCAGACCAGCCAGGGCAGGGACCGGGACCGAACCAGUGUGAGUGGCAGCAGGAAGGCGAAGCAGAAAGAGGGUGGCAGGUCCACCCGCAACCAGAGUGGCCCCAAAGAAGUUGGCCCAGUGGGGAGGGACGGACAGCCCCCCGCAGGAGGGGACCCCAAACACUCCAAAAGCUUACCCAGGGGGAGGUCUAAGGAGAGGAAAGCCGGGGGGAGCAGCAGCAGCGCUUCCCACGGGAAGAGAGAGCCCGCCCAGUCACCGACGAAAGGCUCCUCACACACAAACUCUAACGGGAACAGCGCUGCUGGUACUCAGAGUGGCUGCAGCAGUCACCCAGACGCUGGCGUCGGGCAGCUGGGGGAGCCGGCGCCGGAGAAGCCCAGGACGAGAGAGGCAGAGAGGGGCCCAGGAGAGAUCCGGACCGGACGCCCCAGCAAGAGCAACGGCAGCGGGAGUUCAGUGGUGGGCAGGAAGCCGACCAUGUCCCCCGGGCCCUGGAAGAUCCCCGGCUCGGAUAAGCUGCCCAGCACCCUGCGCUCUGGCACGUCCACCAUGAGCAGAUAACACAUAGGAGUACACCCACCACCACCACCACCCAGAAUGGGCUGGGCUAGGCCACACCAACCUGGGCUAGCCCCUCCAAUGGCUCCCCCUCUACACCAUGCCUCCCCCAAACCCAGUCCAAGACCUCCAGAUGCAAAGUGGGGUUUCUCCAUGCGUUUUUAGAGGACCAUUUUUAUUUAUAUUAUACUCUAAAUUAUUUUGAGAGAGAUUUUACACCCACCACCUUAAGAACUGGACAGCAUUCAACGUCCAAAAAACAAGAAGAAACCAUGCAGAAGGAGUGUGCUGCUGCGUUACAGGAUCUUCUAGUGUCAUGGGGUCCAAAUACAGGAAUAUAUAUGGAAGUGCUGAAAUCACCACAACACUCUGGUUGACGACCUAAAUGGAACCUCUAACGGUUGAAAAACUUUGAUAGGUUGACUGUGACACUGCAGUGCUUUUAUACAAUGGAGUCUAUUUUAUGAAAAGGAAUGUUGAAGAGGGUUUGCCUGUUUUUGUGUAUUUUGAAAAGGGAGAAUGAAAAUGAAGAACUAGUAAGAGUCGCAUUAAUGGAACUUUGCCUUAAGAGACUGAAGAAACUCAAAUAAUCUAUAAAGUGAUAUAGAAAUAGAUAUGAGUUUGAAUAUGUGUACAUAUGAUUAUCUGUGUAGUCGGGCCAAUGGUAGUUCUGAGACACUACAUACACAGGAAGAGCAAAGGAAUACAACACUCUUAUAACGCCACGGUCCAGCUUGAGAUAUUGCAUUUCUGGUCUGUGUGGACCAGUAGACAAGACUUGAGCGGACUUGUGCUUGAAUCACCAACGAUCAGUGGUCGGGGUCACGAGAUCCAUUUUCCCCGGACUGUUCUUCAUGGACGAAAACUACUUGCGGAUGGUUUGCCUGGUGGACACUGUGGAGAGAGUGAAGGCUCAUGGGAUAUGGGGGCAGAGUGCCUUACGAUCAGGGACCGACAGACACAGAGGUCUGAUAUGGACUUAAAGAACCUAGAACAGUCUAAUGACUGAUGUGGUUCCAUCAAGGCUGCUACCAUACAGAGUCAAUAUCAAAGGCCCAAUAUCAAUUUACAGCUUUGCUACGACGGACAGUCAUCUUUUUAUAUCUCUGAUUGUUGAAAUUAGUCGGCUAUAUUCACAGGCUCCAGUAUUUAUUUGGUCAGAAAAUGUUUGCAAGUAGGGCCUUUCCUUACAGAUUGAAGUUAGUUCCGCAGUUAUGUCAUUGCGACGUCCAAUAUAAAAAUGUGUAGGCAGAACAUCUCCAACGGAUGGUGUAAUCAAGUUGUAGCUACACCAAAUAGUGUGUUUGGGUGAAAACAUGGUAUAUAUGGUCUGUUAAAACAGGAAAUUAAUUGUGUUACUGGUGGGGAUUGGAGAGAGAGAGAGAAGCGUCGCCAUUUGUCUCAUGCUCAUUCAUCGCUUAGAUGUGUUUAAUAGUCUGUGACUUCACUUAAUUUUCAAUUUGCAUAAAACAUCUGAAACACUUAUGUCCCAAAGACGCAUAUGCAUGCAUUACAACUGACAACUCUGCCUCCAUAUUCAUAUCAACAUUUGUUUCGGCUCUGUCACUAAGACGCGAUGCUCUCUUCACAACCAGAGACAUUCAUUUAUACACAUCUCAAUUAACAAUUAUAAUCUCUUGACAGUAGAGGCUCCGUCAGAUUUCCUGUCUGCUCUCCACUGUUGACAAUGUGCGCGCACACGCACACACGCACACACACACGUCCCUCUGCGCCACCUUGUCAUCCAAUGAUAAAGGCCAUGGCUAAUUCCUCUGUCGUUGUCUGAUUACUAUUGUACAUGUAGACACGGAGAGACGACAAUCUUUACUGUCAUCACUGGUCACCGGAAUCAUUACCAGACUCUUUCUAAGUCAACGAGGAGCAAUCUUUAUGUGACCAUUAGUUUCUGCAGGCAUAAAUUGUUUUAAGCAGUGCUUUUUUCUGUGCCAAGCUAAUAGUGUUACACAGAGAAUUGUGUUGGCAAUACAAAAGCUGCCAUCGUCUGGGGUGAACUAAAUGCAUACAGUCUUUCAGAAUUGGACCGUUAUGAGUGUGGUUUAGUAAUGCUCUGAGACUAACUCUAAUAACCGGGGGAAAAAAUAUUAAUGAUUUUCAUGUAUUAUUUUUUUAAGCACAUAGUGGAUCAGAGAACCGGGAUAUAUCGUGUGAUGUGGGACUGAGUCUGAGUGGACAGGGAUCUGUCUCUCAGCCCCUGUCUGGCUCCGUCUGAAUCCUUUAAGAAUGCAUUCUUCCUUCCUUUAAGUAGUCACUGUUCUAAUGGCACGUAAGACUAGUGGUUACUUCCAGGUAAGGAUGAAUUUUGAGUCUUUAAAAAAGUGCUACUGGACAGCCCUGGCUUCAUAUUAUUGCACUUUUGUUUUACCACUAAGUCUAUCGUGACGCCCGGGUAGCAUAGACUGACACAGGGGAGUAUUUCCCUCCUUCAGCCCCCCACUGCACAGUCCACCGCUUUUGCUCAUCUGAGCUGUUCCCCAUUGAGCCAACUGUAAGUACUUUUUCUGUGGGUAUUGAUAAAAAAAAAUGUUUUAAAAGAUAUCAAAAACAGUGAGUGUGUUGAAGACCGACGGUACAUACAGUACAUGACCCCUGACCCCAAAGCAGCUGGGUAUCACUGUGUAGUGUUAUUAUUAGCUGUGUUAUUGACCUUGUACAGCUGUAUCACUAUUAUAAAUAUGACUCAAUGUAUUAUUAUGGAUAGUCACAAAGACUAAGUGAGCAACCUAUUUUUAUGAAAUGCAACACUAUGGAUAUAUGACCUUUUACAGAAAUCUUGUUUACUGUAUGAUCUUCUGAAAUGCUGUCAAAUAAAAUCUUGACACGGUGUAAAGUGUUCAAUUGA
Esox lucius (northern pike) is the source of this 8169-nucleotide messenger RNA. It is a transcript of the gene magi2a, whose product is annotated as membrane associated guanylate kinase, WW and PDZ domain containing 2a. Gene Ontology annotation, biological process: receptor clustering; signal transduction. Gene Ontology annotation, molecular function: SMAD binding; beta-1 adrenergic receptor binding; signaling receptor complex adaptor activity. The transcript has 23 exons. The record is from RefSeq and is a predicted model, not a curated record. Lineage: Eukaryota; Metazoa; Chordata; Actinopteri; Esociformes; Esocidae. Gene Ontology annotation, cellular component: dendrite; cytoplasm. Bases 291 to 5312 code for a protein of 1673 amino acids.